Molecule: messenger RNA, 1230 nt
Organism: Aaosphaeria arxii CBS 175.79
Lineage: Eukaryota; Fungi; Ascomycota; Dothideomycetes; Pleosporales
Product: NAD(P)-binding protein
Exons: 4
Coding region: 339-1103 (254 amino acids)
Source: RefSeq, a predicted model, not a curated record
UAUCAUUUCAAAAGCCUUCCCUCAUCCUAACUGGCUGCAGAACAAACAUCUAGCCAUGUGCAGUAAUAUCCCAACCCAUCUUGCGAGUCUCUCGUUUUUUCCCAACGUCCCACUACUCCCCAUCUGCAGCGUGUACACAAUCCGCCACCUACGACCUUUCAGCGAGGCUGGCUAGAAGUGCGGGGUGGCUGUCGGGACGCCUAACAGACAGACGGGAACAUGUGCCUAGGUAUAUCUACCAAAGUAUCUAUAGACCGACCGUCGCCGCGAAGUAUCUCUACAAGUGAGUACGUUUGAAUUGACGAUUCAAUCUGCGCACAUACGCUUCAGUACUGGAAAUGAAGUUAAUCGUGACCGGCGCGACCGGAUUCGUGGGCACGGAGGUGAUACGCCUGGCUCUGCGCAACAAGGCCGUCACAUCAAUUAUCGCGCUAGCUCGCAGACCCGUACAGGUUCCUCAAGGUGUUGGGGCUGAUGCAGACGUGAGCAAGUUGCACACGGUUAUUCUAGAGGAUUGGUUGAGUCCAUAUCCCGCAGAGGUGAAAGAAAAGCUCGCAGGUGCGGACGCGUGCAUAUGGCUUUUGGCUAUCACGCCUUCGAAGUCAAAGGGUGUUGAUUUUGAAGAGUUGACAAGGGUCUGCCACGACUACACGAUGAACGGGCUUCGUGAGAUCGCUUCUGUCGCGAACAAUGGCAAGCUUCGAUUUGUCUACACUUCCGGCGUCGGCGGGGAACGUGAUCCCACACAAAAGAUACCGAAGGUAGAUGAGCAUAUGGCUCGGCUGCUCUACUUGCGGGGACGGACCGAGGUCGAGGUAUUGGACUUUGCUGCGGAUGCUGUCAAUGCUGGAGUUCAUGUCGAAGUCACCAAGCCUUCGGGGAUCUAUGGAGCUGGUCAUCCCAAGAUACCUGGGCUACCGAAAUUGUUGUCGCAUAUGCCCCACGACCCAUACAUCCAUGUGUCAGAUAUCGCCGCAGCGAUGAUCGAUGAGUGCAUUAACGGCUUCACGAAGGAGACCUUAUGGCCCCAGGAUAUGACGAAAAUCGGUCAGCGGGUACUGAAGAAGGAGGAUUAUGCAGAUUAUGAGGAGUCUACCACUUGAGGACAUUGCGCACCAUAUUUCCAUGAUUGAUAUAGACUUAACAAACAUACUUAGGUAAUAUGCUCUUUACGAACGCUGCAACAUUCUGCACAAAGACAUAAAACAACAUUUACCAAAAGCAAUCUUC